Molecule: messenger RNA, 420 nt
Organism: Rhodofomes roseus
Lineage: Eukaryota; Fungi; Basidiomycota; Agaricomycetes; Polyporales; Fomitopsidaceae
Exons: 3
Coding region: 1-420 (139 amino acids)
Source: RefSeq, a predicted model, not a curated record
AUGAGCCCGAAUGGGUUGCGGGUAACAUCCCUGGCACACGGCGCUCACGCCGUCGGAGCAGGGGGCUACUGGUCGCUCUACGACUGGAACCCAUCCUGGGAGGACGACGCCGCGUUCAAGCUCGGCAGCGACGCCAUCAAGAACAAGGUCCGUGCGCCCCUCGACAGGCAGAACCACCCUUCGCAGUUCGUCGUCGCCCAGCCGCAGCUCCCCUCCGAACUUCGAGUCUUCGGCCCCCUCGGCGAGCAACUGCGCGCUGCACACAAGGCGCACGUGCCGAAAGCCGAGGGCGGCAAGGCGAAGAAGGUCGCGAAGCGGCUCGCCGCGUGCACGAACAUUCGCAGCCUCAUCGCAAGCGUCGCGCCGAUGGACGCCGUCUCCCUCGAGGACCAUGGUGCAUGCGAUGCAUGCUCGUGGUGA